Pollicipes pollicipes is the source of this 1730-nucleotide messenger RNA. RefSeq names its product cytoplasmic dynein 2 intermediate chain 1. The record is from RefSeq and is a predicted model, not a curated record. Gene Ontology annotation, biological process: intraciliary transport. Gene Ontology annotation, cellular component: cytoplasmic dynein complex. The coding region runs from base 21 to 755 and encodes 244 amino acids. Gene Ontology annotation, molecular function: dynein light chain binding; dynein heavy chain binding. The transcript is spliced from 5 exons. Lineage: Eukaryota; Metazoa; Arthropoda; Thecostraca; Pollicipedomorpha; Pollicipedidae.
GGCUCGUCUUCUGGGUGGCAAUGAGUGCGCGGCAGCAGGCCAACCUCGAGGUUCUGGACGGCGACCUUGGCAUGGCGCCCUGGGGCAGGGUCAAGCUGGUCAAGAUCAGCCACGUCACCGUCGACGACUUCCUGGAUGCGAGCAGCCAGAAGACGUUCACGGAAGUGCACGACUUCCGCAUCCACCCGACCGAUCCUAGCCACAUAUAUGUGAGCACGGACAGCGGCACAAUUAUCCACUGUACACGCCAAGGCAUCAGGGCUACGCCACGCAUGUUCCGUCCAGAAAUAGACCUGUCGGUGCCGGUGCAGUGCCUGGCGUUCUGCCCGUUCGACCAGCCGUACCUGCUGGCUGGCGGUGCGGACGGCUCGCUGCGGCUGCACACCACCUCGGGCGACCGGCCCCUCAUCACCUGGAACAACGCGACGGCCGGCGCGCCCGUGCUGGCGCUCGGCUGGUCUCGCUCGCGGCCCUGCGUCUUCUUCGUGCUCGACGCCGACUCAAAGAUCCACGUGUGGGACCUGAGCGCCGGCGACAUAUUCCCGGCCGAGACGGACGAGGUCAAGUCGGGCCAGGUCACCGCCAUGGACCUCAGCUACGGCGCGGAGGGCGACAAGCCCGUCACCCACCUGGCCGUGUGCACGGACGCCGGCACUGUUGAGGUGCACAGGAUCUCUGAGACCUACACCGGCGCCACGGACGAGGCGGCAAGCACCGAGAUGGAGCAGUUCCUGCACUACGUCCAGAUCAUAUGAGAUGGUCGGAGCGGGACGGAACCGCAGCGGCGCGGACGCCGCCCAGCGGACGUGCGAGGGCGGCGGCUCGAAGCGGGUCGCCGACGAUUCGCCGCGGUCGCCUCGCGUGUGCUGGGCGCGCACCCGGCUAGCGCACCUUUAUACGCCCUCAGCAGCCGCUGCUGACCGCAGCACACUCGGGCCGUCCGUCGGCUUUGGCUGUUGUAGAAGUGUGUAAACCGUCGACGGGGGUGAGACGUUGCCGAUUUGCGUGAGAUUUAUGCUGGGUGCCUGGACUUGGAGGACGCGAGACCUCCACUGCAGUCUGGGGCCAGAGAGACGCGCUGGAUUGGCUCACAUGCAGGCAGGCAGAGUUUCAAGCAGGGGAUGUCGUUCUUUCACGGGGAAGUGGGAAAACAGUGAUAUUGCUGCUGGCCGAAGCUAUAUAUCAAGCUGUAAGCAGCGUUUUAUUUGCUGACACGAUGCGUAAUCGUCAAUGCAAAGGUCUAAACGUUUCACACAUGAUCUCUCCGUCCAAUGCGAUCGUGGCCUUAAAUACAUUACACGUGGGCAUGCUGACCCAGUUCAGUGUUUCGUAGGCACCCUCGAUGGCACGCUAUAGAACGCUGUGGCAUACACCCCUGUCCUAGUCACAUUUGUUCAUUGUUUCUUUCCGCCAGAUCCCGGAAAAAUGUGGGUUGCGUAGAUAGAAUACCAUCCCUGAUAUCUGGUAAGCAUUAUGUGGUAUCAGUAGUCUAUUUGCGCGUGCUUGCCGUGUGUUUACCUGACGUCCGUAUGAAGAUGCAAUCACCGUUCAGCUGCUGUGAUCUCACUGCAACUAGUCCGUCCUGCGCUCACGGGCCUGACCGUAUAUUACAUGUGUCUCAUUUUGAUGGACCGUCGCCGGUCUGACCGUUGUUACAGCACAUCUCUACCGCCAGCGGCGUAGAUACGUUAAUGUAUAUGUAUAUAUUUUCAAAUACACUUGAUGCCAAU